AUGCUCUCAUUUCAGUAUUCCAGAAUGCUAGUGUCGGGACAAAAUGAAGACAAAAGGACACAACGAGGGCGUCCCAUCGAACCGGUCAGCUUUACCAAAAACAUGACGUUCUAUAAUAACGAGAAAAAGGCGUACGAAAAGGAUGACCACACGUUUAGGCUCAAGCAAUCUCUCGAUAGACCGCUUGUAUUAAUAUUCUCAUGGUUGCAAGCCACUGAAAAACAUCUGUCGAAAUACGCCGAGUUCUAUCUCGAGCAAGGUUUCGAGGUGCUGAGCGUUCACAUAACCCCCUGGCAAUUGGUGUGGCCGGUCAAUGGUUCGCAAAAGGUGGCAGCCGAUGUAGUGAAGUUUCUGUUGAACAACGACUUCGCCGAGGGAAUCGUCCUGCACGGGUUCUCGGUCGGUGGUUAUCUCUGGGGCGAGUGCCUGGUGAAGGUGAACGCUGAUGCCGCAGGUCGCCAAACGCUGAAGAAAAUCUGUGGCCAGGUGUGGGACAGUUUGGCUGAUAUUACGGAAAUUCCGGUCGGUGUGCCACACGCCAUGCUGCCGCGAAAUCCCACCCUUCAGAGUAUUCUGCGGAACUACAUAAACUACCAUCUGAAGCUAUUCCAUGACGAAGCGACUCAGUACUACGUAAAGUGUACACAUCUCUUCCAUCACGAACCGGCUCGUUGCCCGGCCCUGUUGCUGGUAUCGAAAACCGAUCCCGUUGGCACGGAGACGGCCAACCGGAGACUGUGUGGCAUUUGGGAAUCGGUCGGUGUGAAGACGACACUCAAGUGUUGGGAUCAAUCACCUCAUGUGGGCCACUUCCACAAGCAUCGGGACGAGUACGUGGAGUUGCUGCACGCGCACCUGCGAUCUCUCAAACUACCAAUGUACAAAGCUAAGCUCUAAUGACCUGGCUACAGUCCCGGGAGGCUCGGGCAUCCACCAAAAAGCGUCCUCUUCGAUUAGCGAAGAGUCCACGAAGGCGAGAUAAGGGCAUCGAGCAAAAAGAAGAUAAUCGAU
Molecule: messenger RNA, 1011 nt
Organism: Anopheles cruzii
Lineage: Eukaryota; Metazoa; Arthropoda; Insecta; Diptera; Culicidae
Exons: 5
Coding region: 1-897 (298 amino acids)
Molecular function (GO): serine hydrolase activity
Source: RefSeq, a predicted model, not a curated record